Trametes versicolor FP-101664 SS1 is the source of this 3702-nucleotide messenger RNA. Its product is annotated as Dbl domain-containing protein. The record is from RefSeq and is a predicted model, not a curated record. Gene Ontology annotation, biological process: positive regulation of Rho protein signal transduction. Bases 1 to 3183 code for a protein of 1060 amino acids. NCBI's taxonomy places the organism in Eukaryota, Fungi, Basidiomycota, Agaricomycetes, Polyporales, Polyporaceae. Gene Ontology annotation, molecular function: guanyl-nucleotide exchange factor activity. The transcript has 5 exons.
AUGAAGGCGUUUCUCAACCGUCUCAACCGCGGCCUCACAGGCAGCAAGGAGAAAGAGCGAGAGAACGAUGCACCCACCCCGAAGGAAAAGAUACCCCAGCUCCCUCCCCUUCCCGACUGGCCGCCCCAGCGCGUCACCUCCACCCCCAACUCUGUAAAUUCCUUCAAGCCCCUCCCCGAAAUCAACACGCGCCCUUUGCCGCCAAUCGAAGAGCCUUCGUCGUCAUCUACCGACUCCUCCGUUACCACCACCCCAAUCGCCGUUAAUCAAUCCCUUCCCAGUACAGACACGAAGGAAAACGUGCCCGUGGCGAAGCCUGCGUCGUCCACCCCGCAGCCUUCGCGCUCAGAGCCCGAUUCCGCUGGUCGCAGCUCGCGCAAGAACGCGAACGGGACCAGUCACAGCACAGACGCGCAGAAGAAAGUUGCCUUUAUAUCUCCCCCUCCCACACCAGGGCCUGCUCAAGAUCGUGGCCUUCCUGCCGCAGACACCCCGACACCGCCAAGCACAGGCGUAAAGUCUACCGUAUCACGCUUCCACGCUGCUCAUGGCAAGGAGACGCGUGGGUCCACUUCGACUGCAGCCUCUUCACGCACGGAUGUCUCCUCCACCCUGAAGUCUAACAAGGCGGCUUCCACGCGGACAGCAACAUCCCCGUACCCUGGCAAGAACUACGGAGAGACUGCCUCCCUCCACCAGUCACUACGCUCUGGCACCCCAUAUUCCUCCAUGAGCAACACCGGUAGCCGUAUUCUCGCCGCGCAGUCAUGGAGUGAAGGCGCAGAGGAGGAUUUGGUGUCGAAUCUUGGUCAGCGGGAACGGACACGACAAGAAGUCCUGUGGGAGAUCGUUGCUAGUGAGGAGCGAUAUGUGAACGAGCUUCUAAAGAUGAAGGAGACCUUCAUCGAGCCCCUACUACACCCUUAUGUGGUCACUUCCCCAGUCUCCUCGCCAACCCUAGACUUUGACGACUACGCGCGCGCUGAUACCCCAAGAGAAUCCCUGGACUAUCUCCCCAUUGCCGCCCGGUUCCUAGCAUCCCCGACUGGCGAGCGCUCGGAAUCCCCCUUACAGAACGCGCCAGCCCGAAAAGAGGAUAACCACCCCAAUAUCGACGGCGAGUCCAUGAACUCUGCCGAGGAGGACGAAGCGGAGGACCGCAUGGGCGCGACCUACCAAUCAUCGCGCCAGAAGACCGUUGCUAUGUCCAUGGCAGCUAAGCACAACCAUCCGCGCUCCCCUUACGGUACAGCUGCGGCUCGUUCGGGUCCGAGUAAGUUCGGGAUAUCUGUGCCCUUCCCUUCAAGGUCGCAUCAGUCACUUCCGCCUCCACCUCGGACCAACGCUAUGACGUCCUCGACGCAAUCGCUCGGUCGGCAGUCGUUUAUCGCGGACAGCCAUCGGGAUCGGGACCACCCGCCGUCGAUGCGAACAACGGGCACUGGCACGACCCGUGUGCUGCGGAAGUUCAAGAAGAGCAACCCCAAUCCUGAUGCUAUCGUACACGGCGCAGUUGCCCCGGCGCAGCUACCUGAGGAUCUCCGGAAGUGCUUGGAAGUCAUCGAGGAGGGUAUAUUGGAUGGCCAUAUCCGUCUCAGCGAGGGUCUCCGGAAACGAUAUGAGGAGCAGUACCCUUUGGUCAGGUCACUUGCGGAUGUAUUCGUAUCGAAUGCGCACAUACUGCACGGCUACGCGACAUAUGUCUUGCACUUGGAGCGCGCGCUUGAGCAGGUCGACAACGCCCUUUCGGCGGCGAGCGCGAGCAAGAAGCCCAAGAAACAGGACGCGGACCAGUGGGUCAAAAUCACUCAAUACCUCCAAAAGCUCGAGAUCAGCGCGUCCGAAAAGGGCGAGACCGGGCUCGCGAUUUCGCUCUCGAAGCCGUUCCAGCGGUUGCUCAAGUACCCGCUACUUUUCCAGAACUUGCUCUACCACACCGACCCGAGUACGUUCGAGUACGAGAGCACACUGCAGAUGGUCGCGGAGGUCGAGACGAUCGUCCGGAGUAUCGAGGACGAGAAGAUCCAGAAGGAGGAGCGCGACAAGACGCGCGACGUGUUCGCGCGUAUCGAGGGCCUCGAUAAGGUCAAGCAGCUCAUGGUGCCGAAACCCUCAAGAGUGCUCGUCGAAGAGCGCCCGCUCACCGGCGUGAAUCCGUUGACGGAUUCCUCGCUCAAGCCAUCAUCGUCACCUCCGCCAACAUCUGGGAACCCGAAGAACGUAAAGGGCAAGACGUCCUUCAAGCGGUUGAGCGAUGUGCUCCAGUCGAACAACAAUGGUAUCGGCGGCAAGAAGGACUUGUGGCUGGUCGUUUUCAACGACGUCGUCCUGCGGUGUCAACGAACGGGCACGACGUCGUUACCGUUGGUAUCCGCGACGAACUCGAGGACGAACUCGCUACCUGAGCUACAGGGCAAGGCGAAGUACGCUACCACGGGCCGGAGGACUGCGCACACGAAGCCGCGCAACAUGUACAAGUUCCUCAAGAUCGAAACAUGGGCCAUUGGUGACGUCGUACAGCCCCGAGAAGGUGUCGUCUCCAUGGAAGAUGUCGUCAGGUCACGACAGCAAGUUCAUUCCGGCGUACAACCACGCCUCGUGCCCAUGCCCGACGAUGACGAGGAGGGCGCCGAGUCCGACGACUCGGAUCGUAAGAGCAAGAUGAGCUUCUCCUAUUGGGGCGCGGACAAGGUGACGCUCCAGAAGCCCGUCGUCGUCAAGCCCAAGGCCCCAAUAUCGAACGGCGCGCGCCGCCCGGCCGCUGGAGCAGGUGCGACCACAGCCUACGCACGCGAGUCCUCAGCCAAUGCAAAGUUUGGCACGCGCAUGGUGUCGACAGAAGUCACACAUGCGCCUCGCCCCGCAAGUCGGCGCACCCAGGCGACCCCCACCGUGCGCAAGGUCACUCCACACUCGGACGAGGGCCACUCCGUCAAGGUGACCGUCACCCGCGAACACCGACCGGGAUGGGACAGCAGCACCCGCUCGCCCGCGGCGACGCCUGUGCCCGCUGGCAAGCGCACGCGAAACAUCUCCCAGACGAGCGGGGCCACGCGCGUCACCACCACUCCGGCUACGACGAGCAAGACCCUGGGGUCGCCCGCACCAUCCGAGGAUUCGGGAGUCGGCUUCAUGCGCACUAUCGUCUCCCAGGACCCGUCUCUGAACCGCCUGAUCCCAUAGACAAUGCAUUCUCUCAUGCUCGUCCCCCCGCCCUCUUCCCCAUCUCCACCUGUGUCGUCGUCGCCGUCUGCUCCCACUCCACUUGUUCAUGCACUUUUACGUUUCUUCACGCUUCCACGGGAAUACUUUACGACCAACUCUGUUCCAUCUCUAUGAUCGCAUGCGCACGGGCCGUUUCUAUCGCGCUGAUAUGCUGUUCUUACACUCAUCCUUGUUUUCACUCAUCUCAUCUCACAUCUCAUCUCACCUCGCUCGCCCCAAUGUCCAUUGUCACCCCCGAGUACCCAUAGUUGAUAAUACCGUAUCACUCCUUAUUUCUUUAUUCAUGCAUGCGUCCGCUAAUUAUCACACGCGCUCCCACUCUCGUUGUGCUGUCCAUGUUCCGACCCUAUCCCCGCCCGCCCCCGUCGUGCCGUCCUCUCCUUACGCAACCCCCGUACACAUGGCUUUCCCGCUCCCCGGCUUACCCCUCACCCUCGACAUCCGUGACCUGUCCUGUCGCACGACGAUGCAUCACCC